Molecule: messenger RNA, 2633 nt
Organism: Ochlerotatus camptorhynchus
Lineage: Eukaryota; Metazoa; Arthropoda; Insecta; Diptera; Culicidae
Gene: GlyRS
Product: glycine--tRNA ligase
Exons: 4
Coding region: 149-2425 (758 amino acids)
Biological process (GO): mitochondrial glycyl-tRNA aminoacylation
Cellular component (GO): cytoplasm; mitochondrion
Molecular function (GO): glycine-tRNA ligase activity; ATP binding
Source: RefSeq, a predicted model, not a curated record
CGGAAAACACGUUCCACUUCUCCUGGUGACGAACUGCGAUUUUUGUGUGCCCUUUCGCGAUUAGAAAGUGAAUGUGCUGACGUGAAAAUCUGCCCUGGAAAACCAGUGAAGAGACCGCUGUUAGUGCACUCGUUCCCAGGCAUUUUAGAUGCACCAAUCGCUUUUAGUUUGCUUUAGUAGAAUAGCACUUUUCCGAACCGGUGGUGGUGGUUUGAAGCUAAAGUCCUCAUCGUUUUUCUUCAGCCCGGCGACAUCAGGAAAAUUUCAUCAUCUUCAAAAAAGUGCAAGGGCGUUUAGUCAACAAGCGGUUCCAAAGCCAUUUGUGUGGGGUUCCAACAAGAAGCAUCGGGAUUUUAAGCUAAAACUUCAGUUGCUGGAAAAUAUGGCCUCUGAUCCGAAGAUUGAGGAGGUGUUGGCCCCGUUGCGGCAGUCUGUCAAGGAACUGGGUGAUUUGGUUCGUAAGCUGAAGGCCGAUGGGGCUCCGGAGAUUGAUGUCAAAAAGGCUGUGAAUGAGCUGAAGGCCCGUAAGAAGAUUCUGGAAGACAAGGAGCUUAGCUUGGCUCCUUCGUUGGCGACAUUCGAUAGGGCUCGCAUGGAAGAUCUGUUGAAGCGGAGGUUUUUCUACGAUCAAAGUUUCGCCAUCUAUGGAGGAAUCACCGGUCAGUACGAUUUUGGGCCAAUGGGUUGCGCAUUGAAAUCGAACAUGAUCAACGUCUGGAGGCAGUUCUUCGUACUGGAAGAACAGAUGCUGGAGGUGGAUUGUUCUAUUCUGACGCCGGAGCCGGUUCUUAAGGCUUCAGGACACGUCGACCGAUUCGCGGAUUUGAUGGUUAAGGAUGUGAAGAAUGGCGAAUGCUUCCGUUUGGAUCACUUGAUUAAGAACCAUUUAGAGAAGCUUGCCGCUGCCAAGGAUGCUAGUCAGGCUCUGAAGGAUGAGUGCACGGACAUUGUCAUUAAGCUGGACGGAAUGACCAAGGACGAGAUGGCUGGAAUCGUGCAAAAGUUCAACAUGAAAAGUCCCAUCACGGGAAAUGAUCUCACGGAACCGAUCGAGUUCAAUCUGAUGUUUGGAACUCAAAUUGGGCCGACUGGAUUGGUAAAGGGAUUCCUUCGUCCGGAGACGGCUCAGGGCAUUUUUGUCAACUUCAAACGUUUGCUGGAGUUCAACCAAGGAAAACUCCCGUUUGCAGCAGCUCAGAUUGGAAACUCUUUCCGUAACGAGAUCUCACCACGAUCGGGUCUGAUCCGUGUUCGUGAAUUUACCAUGUGCGAGAUUGAGCACUUCUGCGAUCCUCAGUUGAAGGACCAUCCCAAGUUCGAGAACAUCAAGGAUGUCGUCAUGACACUGUACUCUGCUUGCAACCAGAUGGAUGGUAAGAGUGCCCAGCAAAUCAAGAUUGGAGAAGCCGUUGGAAGUGGACUGGUCGCAAAUGAAACGCUUGGUUAUUUCAUGGCUCGAAUCCAGCAGUUCAUGCUGAAGAUUGGAAUUCUUCCGGAGCGAUUACGAUUCCGCCAGCAUAUGGGCAACGAAAUGGCUCAUUAUGCUUGCGACUGUUGGGAUGCCGAAUGUUUGACCAGCUACGGUUGGAUCGAAUGCGUUGGCUGUGCGGAUCGAUCGGCUUACGAUCUUACGCAACAUACCAAUGCCACUGGAGUGAAGUUGGUAGCGGAGAAGAAGCUCCCGGCUCCGAAGACCAUCGAAGUUACCGAAGUGGUGCCGAACAAAGCCGCCUUGGGUAAGGUUUUCAAAAAGGAAGCCAAGAACAUCACCGAACUACUGGCCAAGCUGAGCCUCUCGGAAGUGGAAACCAUUGGAAAGAACCUUUCGGACAAGGGAGAGCACGUUUUGGAUGUCAACGGGUCUGAAGUAGCUCUGAAAAGUGAUAUGAUUACCGUAAAGACGACCUCCAAAACGAUCCACGUCGAGGAAAUUACUCCCAGUGUGAUCGAACCUUCAUUUGGAGUGGGACGCAUCAUGUACUCUCUGCUAGAGCACAGCUUCCAGAUGCGCGAUGGAGACGACCAGCGUGGUUACUUCUCGCUGCCACCGGUCGUGGCUCCACUCAAGUGCUCCGUGCUACCCCUAAGCAACAAUGCCGAAUUUGUGCCCUUCGUUAGGAAGAUUUCUUCCGCUUUGACCAGUGUGGACGUUUCCCACAAGGUUGACGACUCGAGCGGCUCCAUCGGACGUCGCUAUGCCCGCACGGACGAGAUUGCCAUUCCCUAUGGCAUUACGAUCGACUUCGACACCUUGAAGGAACCGCAUAGCGUAACGCUACGCGAGCGCGACUCUAUGAAGCAAGUUCGGAUUGGGCUGGAUGAGGUGGCCGCAGUGAUCCGCGAUAUGGCUACCGGUCGGAUGAACUGGGUGGAUGUGGAGGCCAAGUAUCCCAAGUUUGAACAGCAAGAGGCAAGUUCCAAGUAGGCAAACGCGACGGUUGAUUAGCAUUUACCCCGUAUCCGAAAGACAAAAUGACUAGAUCGAUUGUGGAUAAACAAACCAUACACAGAAUGCCGUGCCGUUAGGGCAUUAUAUAAGUACUAGGCGAUAAUCGUGUUUUCAACAAUUGUAUUUUAAAAUAAUAUAUCUAAGCCCGUACGUGCAUUUGCUUAAAACAACAACAACAAAAUAC